This is a messenger RNA of Penicillium atrosanguineum, 453 nucleotides long. Its product is annotated as P-loop containing nucleoside triphosphate hydrolase protein. The transcript is spliced from 3 exons. The record is from RefSeq and is a predicted model, not a curated record. The annotation marks the transcript as partial. Lineage: Eukaryota; Fungi; Ascomycota; Eurotiomycetes; Eurotiales; Aspergillaceae. Gene Ontology annotation, cellular component: membrane.
CUUUCUCCCGAGGAUGUCAUUUCUGGAGGAACUCGACUUGUGAGAGCAGGGUUAGAGGGCGGGAAAAGCGCGGUAGCUCAUGGCAAGCCAGCCCUUGAAAGGGCUGCAAACCUGACAGCUCAGGCAGCUAACUGGGGCGCUCAAAAUCCCGCUUCAUUCGCCUGCGCAGCUGUCGGCGCGACCGGUGCUCUUGUUUUCGUUGCCCCUGGCCUUGUAUCAAUCCCACUAUUGUCGAGCAUAGGAUUUACAGCAAACGGCAUUCAAGCAGGCUCUGCAGCCGCGGCCGCUCAUAGUCAAAUCGGAAAUAUUGUAUGUGGCAGCGCGAUGGCCAUAACACAGAGCGCUGGUGCAGGAGGCAGUGGUCUAGUCAUCGUCAACGGGGUCACCCAGCUGGGGGGUGCUGCGAUGACUGUAGGAAGUGCUGGACUAGCAUGGGUCAAAGCUAAAUUGUGA